AUGUUCGCCAAGACUGCCCUUGCUCUCGCUUCCACCAUGCUCUUUGCCGCUACCGGCGUUGUUGCUGGCGAUGCCCACUCCAACCUCGACUGGUAUGCUCCCAAGAAGGUACACACCCAGGUUUGCGGUCAUCCUGGAGAUGAACAUCCCGAGGACUGCGACCAGUUCCACACCGACUUCAAGAACGAACUUCACGACAAGAUCAUGGACUCGUGCAAGACUUCGUCGUGCUCUGGUGAAUUUGAGCAUUACAACUACAAGAUCACGAUCGACGCCAUCUUCCCUCCCGAGGCCAAGGAUGAAUUCAACACUCAGGUCCGCAACAUUCUCGAUAAGGUUGUUGCCCACGAGAACCAGCCCAGUCUGACCCCCGGAUUCUCUUUCGAGACCAAGUUCACCAUCCCCUCCAAGAUGAUCCUGAACCGUUUCGGUGACGGCAACGAGAAGGGCCACAUGGAAAUCACCGUCGAACUUGAGGAUGAGGAUGGCCUGUGUGAGAUCUUCCAGAAGAUUGGCACUGCUGGCAGUGUUAUUCCCGAGGUUGGAGGAUUCUUCGGUCUUAUCAACUUGGCUGAUUGCUAA
Molecule: messenger RNA, 582 nt
Organism: [Torrubiella] hemipterigena
Lineage: Eukaryota; Fungi; Ascomycota; Sordariomycetes; Hypocreales; Clavicipitaceae
Source: the annotation of a GenBank genome assembly